AUCCAAAGAAAACCUCAACAUGGCAGACAAGGACAGUGUGGAGAAAUAUCUGGAGAACAAUGCACAGUUCGCCAAAGAGUAUUUCGAUAAGAAAGUGAGGGCUGAGGUGAUCGCGGCAGCUUUCGCCGAGAAUCUCGAGAUCAAAGACACGGCCUCGUUUAAAGAUGUCAGCCAAAUCCAGGAGGCCAACAUCAUCUUUGACAUGAUCAAAGAACUUCAUUCACAGCCUGUGAUGGAGAAAGCCAUGCACAAAGUGCUUCAGAGGAUUUGUUUGCUGGUGAAUGCUGAUCGCUGUAGUUACUUCAUUCUCAGAGCUAGAAACGGUAUUCCCGAACUCUCCACCUGCCUCUUCGACGUCACACCCACCUCAAAAUACGAUGCCAAUGUGGUGAACCCUCAGUCUGAAAUCGUGUUUCCUACCGAUAUUGGAAUAGUCGGGCAAAUAAUUACCAACAAAAAGUCCGUCAAUAUACCUGAUGUCAAACAGAAUCCAAAGUUUAGUGACUUUGUGGACAAGCAGACCGGCUACACGACGAAAAACAUGCUGGCCGCACCGCUGAUGCACAAUAAAGAUCCGCUCGGUGUUGUAAUGGCAAUAAACAAAGUUGGAGGAAAUGAAUUCAACAAAAUAGAUGAAGAUGUCUUCAGCAAGUACAUCACAUUUGCCACAGUGAUCGCGAUCCAGCAUUACACCGCAUACAUGUAUAACGUUGAGUCUAGGAGGAGUCAGGUUCUUCUGUGGUCCGCUAGCAAAGUGUUCGAAGAGUUGACGGAUAUCGAGCGUCAGUUUCACAAAGCCUUGUACACCGUCAGGAACUAUCUUCAAUGUGAGAGAUAUUCUGUGGCUCUUCUGGAUAUGACCAAAGAAAAGGAGUUUUAUGAUGAGUGGCCGAUUAAACUGGGAGAUGUGGAGCCAUACAAAGGUCCAAAGACACCUGAUGGACGAGAAGUCAAUUUCUACAAAAUUAUCGAUUAUCUUCUAGAAAGCAAAGAGGAGAUCAAAGUCAUACCGACUCCUCCUGUAGAUCAUUGGGCUCUUGUCAGCGGCCUUCCAACCUAUGUGGCUGAGAACGGCUUCAUUUGUAACAUGAUGAAUGUUGCCGCUGAUGAUUACUUCACAUUCCAGAAAGAAGCUGUGGACGAGUCUGGUUUUAUCAUCAGGAACGUCUUGUCUCUUCCUAUUGUCAACAAGAAAGAAGAAAUUGUGGGUAUCGCCACUUUCUUUAACCGAAAAGAUGGCAAACCCUUUGAUGAGCAAGAUGAACAAAUUACAGAGGCUCUUACGCAGUUCCUCGGCUGGUCGGUACUGAACUGUGACACCUAUGACAAACUGAAUCGUAUGGAGUGGAGGAAAGACAUCGCUCAGGAAAUGGUCAUGUAUCAGACCAAAGCCACACCAGCUGAAGUCCAGCAGAUCCUGAACACAAAGGAGAAGUUUGAUCAAAACCCAGAAGACUGUGAUCAGAAGGAAAUGUACAAACUCUUGAGAGCCACCAUACCCGUGGCCAAAGAUGUCGAUCUGCUAGAAUUUCAUUUUAGUGACUUCCCGUUGUCUGAAGUGGAUCUGAUCAAGUGUGGCAUACGCUGUUUCUUUGAACUUGGAGUGGUGGAGAAGUUUAAAAUACCAGCAGAGGUCCUGACCAGAUGGAUGUACACCGUACGGAAAGGCUACAGAGAUAUCACUUAUCAUAACUGGAGACACGGCUUUAACGUUGGUCAGACCAUGUUCUGUCUUCUCCAGACUGGAAAGUUGAGAAGAUAUUACUCGGACCUGGAUGCUUUCGCAAUGGUGGCAGCAGCAUUCUGUCAUGACAUCGACCACAGAGGAACCAACAAUCUCUACCAGACAAAGAGCGCAUCGCCUCUGGCCAAACUCCACGGCUCCUCCAUCUUGGAAAGACAUCAUCUUGAAUACAGCAAGACUCUUAUGGCAGAAGAGAACGUCAACAUUUUCCAAAACCUGCAGAAGCGUCAGUUCGAGACCGUACAGCAUUUACAUGACGUCUGUAUCAUUGCCACUGAUCUGGCUUUGUAUUUCAAGAAAAGAACCAUGUUUCAGAAGAUCGUUGAUGCCACCGAGCCCAUGGCCGAUGAGAAGGAGAUGAUAAACUAUGUGGCCAACAAUCCCAUCAGGAAAGAAAUCAUUAUGGCAAUGAUGAUGACUGGAUGUGAUCUGUCUGCUAUCACCAAACCAUGGGAGGUUCAGAGUAAAGUGGCUCUUAUGGUAGCAGCUGAAUUCUGGGAGCAGGGAGAUUUGGAGAGGACCGUACUGGAUCAACAGCCUAUUCCCAUGAUGGACAGAAACAAGUCAGAUGAACUUCCCAAGAUGCAAUGCGGUUUCAUUGACUUUGUGUGCUCGUUCGUGUACAAGGAAUUUGCAAGGUUUCACAAAGAGAUCACACCGAUGUUUGAUGGCCUGAACAACAACAGGGUCCACUGGAAAGAACUGGCUGAUGUUUACCAGGCUAAAGUAGACGCUUUGGAGAAUGAACGAAAGAGAUUAGAGGAGGAGGAGGCUAAGAAAGGAGGUGGAGAUGGGGAUGGAGGAAAAUCCAAAACCUGCACAAUAUUUUAAAGACGAUCUGCAGAGAAGCAGACAGACGUCCAGUCGGAGGAUGGCAAUAUGUUCAACCUUUCUUUUGCUCUUGUCCCAUUUCCUCGGACGGAUCUUUUUGACAUUCCCAGAAAUGGAGAACUGUAUGCGUCUCUUUCUGAACGGAUGUCGGUGUAAAGCACCAGCUAGAAUCUUCAGCACAUAGACAACGACACGAUCGCUCGCUCUUAACCUCAGUGGAGGAACAACACAACUUCACAUCCAUCUGCAGUGUGACUUAUACAUCCAUAACACUUCACUCUUUGGCUCUCAAGAUGUUUCAGUGUCAAGGCAGAAAGAAAGGUUUAGAUUUAGAGUUAUAAACAAGAGUAACUUUGAUGAAAUCCUUGAAGUGAAACUUGAAUUUGUUUUGUCUAGUGUUCAGGAAAGAUCUCACGCUACACGUCAACAUCUGAGAUCAACACACUUUAAUGUUAACUGAUGGUUGUGAUUAUGUAACGGACAUGAUACAGGACUUUUAAACAAUACAGCUAAGUCUGUAUCAGCAGACGCUGUAUUUGUUCAAAAUAUGAAGAUCAGAACUCUGAUGAUACCUACGCUUACGUUUUCAAACACAACAUACUAUUGAGAAACCUAUAACAUUGAGCUUACGUCAUUAUGUAGAUGAUCAAUUCAUAAUGUAGUAGAGAUUAGUAUUUGUUUGUACCAAGCGUUUAAAUUACUUCAUGAUGAAAAGAGCAGGACAGAAUAUUUAUGGGUCUACAUAAGAGGGAACGUUCAGCACUUCAACUUGUUUAAACCUAUAAAGGGAUUGUCAGGACUCGUGAGAUUCAGAUGUAAUCUUUAAAUACCACACACUUAUUUAAACACUGAAGACCACACUAAACCAGUUUAGAGGAAAAAUCACUUACUCCAGCUUUCUUCUUGUUUAUAAAUAAAACAUCCCAAAAGAAGAACGAUGAGAUGCAAAAGAGAAGAUUUGUUAAGAAAAGGAUUUUCAAUGAUCACAAACAUUAAAAAUAGCUUCUGCUGGUGUUUAGAAAUAGGCAUCU
Paramisgurnus dabryanus is the source of this 3606-nucleotide messenger RNA. It is a transcript of the gene pde6c, whose product is annotated as phosphodiesterase 6C, cGMP-specific, cone, alpha prime. Gene Ontology annotation, biological process: signal transduction. Gene Ontology annotation, molecular function: protein binding; 3',5'-cyclic-nucleotide phosphodiesterase activity. The record is from RefSeq and is a predicted model, not a curated record. NCBI's taxonomy places the organism in Eukaryota, Metazoa, Chordata, Actinopteri, Cypriniformes, Cobitidae.